Messenger RNA from Solanum lycopersicum (tomato), 2299 nucleotides. RefSeq names its product O-fucosyltransferase 36. The record is from RefSeq and is a predicted model, not a curated record. Gene Ontology annotation, molecular function: peptide-O-fucosyltransferase activity. NCBI's taxonomy places the organism in Eukaryota, Viridiplantae, Streptophyta, Magnoliopsida, Solanales, Solanaceae. Gene Ontology annotation, biological process: protein O-linked glycosylation via fucose.
UGAUAGUAAUUCCUUGGGCCACACUUAGAAAUAUUUUUACAAAUCACAGGUAGCAGCAGUUGUUAACUUGACUGGACCACUCACCAAACACAUCUCAUCACUUUAGUUAAUAAUUAUAUAGAGCACAGAGUCGUCCUGUUUACUACAACAGCUUAGAGUCCAACAAAUAUCACUACCAUUUGAAUGCCGUAAGAACAUGAUGAGGGACAGAGAAUCAUCUGAUGAAGAAGAUGAUCGAGAGAACCUGAUCCAUCAAAAUGAAAGAGUAAAUCACCUCUCUAAAUCUCCACGCCCAUCCACAUUCCAAAUCGAAGACGUCAAGGACCGAUUUGCCCUUUGUCGGCGCUUCAAUUUCACCUCCGGUAAGACGUAUUUACUGGCAAUUAUUCUUCCACUUCUGGUACUCAUUCUUUAUUUCGCCACCGAUAUCAAGGCCCUAUUUCAGACCACUGUUACCACCAUAAAGUAUGAUGGUUCUGUCAAUUCCAUGCGCGAGUCCGAAUUGCGGGCUCUUUAUUUGCUUAAACAGCAGCAAUUGGGACUUUUCAAGCUGUGGAAUCACACACUAGUUAAUGAUACUUCUACUACACAUAGCUUGGAGUCCGCUCCUGGGUUUACUUUGGUUUCGAGGUCCUCAAUUGUCGAAGAUCUCAAAGACGAUUUGCUCAGACAGAUUUCACUAAAUAAACAAAUUCAGCAAGUUCUUUUAUCCUCUCAUCAAUUAGGUAACUCUUUAAUUACAUCAGAUAAUUCCACAGACCCUAGUCUUGGUGGUUUAGGUAGGUGUCGGAAGGUGGAUCACAACUUGUCCGAGAGGAGAACUGUGGAAUGGAAACCAAGAUCCAACAAGUACUUGUUUGCAAUUUGUGUCUCCGGCCAGAUGUCAAACCAUUUGAUCUGUUUGGAAAAGCAUAUGUUCUUCGCAGCUCUGCUCAACCGCGUUUUGGUUAUUCCGAGCUCAAAAGUUGAUUAUGAGUUUCGUAGAGUCUUAGAUGUUGAUCAUAUAAAUAAGUGCUUGGGGAGAGAAGUAAUUGUGACCUAUGAUGAGUUUGCAGAAAGACGAAAGAGCCAUUUGCACAUAGAUAAAUUCCUUUGUUAUUUCUCUCAGCCACAACCUUGUUUUUUGGAUGAAGAACGUGUUAAGAAAUUGAAGUCAUUAGGGAUAUCUAUGAAUAAGCUCGAAGCUGCUUGGGAUGAAGAUGUUAAGAAUCCAAAGAAAAGGACUGCCCAAGACAUAGUGGCAAAGUUUUCAAUGGAUGAUGAUGUUCUUGCAAUAGGUGAUGUGUUCUUUGCUGAUGUGGAGAAGGACUGGGUAAUGCAGCCUGGAGGCCCCAUUUCCCACAAAUGCAAGACACUUAUUGAGCCAAGUCGUCUUAUUAUGCUUACUGCUCAACGUUUCGUCCAAACGUUUUUAGGAGACAACUUUAUCGCUCUUCAUUUCCGCAGACACGGUUUUCUGAAAUUCUGCAAUGCUAAAAAGCCAAGUUGCUUCUACCCUGUUCCUCAAGCUGCAGACUGUAUCAAUCGUGUGCUUGAGAGGGCCAAUUCUCCAGUAAUGUAUCUUUCCACAGAUGCUGCAGAAAGUGAAACUGGUCUUCUUCAGUCACUUGUUGUAUUCAAUGGGAAGACAGUACCCCUUGUUCAAAGGCCUGCUCGAAAUUCAGCCGAAAAAUGGGAUGCUUUAUUGUACAGACAUGGCCUUGAGGGUGACCCUCAGGUGGAAGCUAUGCUGGACAAGACAAUUUGUGCUAUGUCUAGUGUGUUUAUUGGAUCAUCAGGGUCUACUUUUACUGAUGAUAUUUUGCGGCUACGAAAAGACUGGGGAUCUGCUUCGCUUUGUGAUGAGUAUUUAUGUCAGGGUGAACUGCCAAACUUUGUCGCUGAUGACGAGUGAAGCAGAUAAUGGUUGAGCAUACUUCGUCUAGUACUCCUCAAGCUCAUUCUGCUACUGGACAAGUUACUCUGCCCAAAGCAAUUGCUCUACUUGCAAAGCAAAUGAAAAAUUGUGUUGGAGUAAAGAGUGAUAUCGGUUGUUAUAUUGUCUGUUCGAUACUUGUAAUCUCGGUUCUUUAGCAUAGAUGGCCUAUUUGGCUAAUUCUUUUGGUCUGUAUUCUAGUGUAUAAUAUUGGUUAGCGGAGUAACAAUGUUUUGUUCUGUGUAGCUGUUUUAUCUCUUGCGACCAGUUUUAGAGUUUGUAGGUUUGCAUAUUGACACAUACACAUCUCAAUAUUCAGGAUGAAAAAAGACAACUUCACUUUCUUGUGGUAGAAAAUGGAGUUGUUUCAUUUCUCUCUCUUUA